Messenger RNA from Hypoxylon fragiforme, 1215 nucleotides. RefSeq names its product Tom37 C-terminal domain-containing protein. Bases 1 to 1215 code for a protein of 404 amino acids. Gene Ontology annotation, cellular component: SAM complex. Lineage: Eukaryota; Fungi; Ascomycota; Sordariomycetes; Xylariales; Hypoxylaceae. The record is from RefSeq and is a predicted model, not a curated record. Gene Ontology annotation, biological process: mitochondrion organization. The transcript is spliced from 2 exons.
AUGGUCCUGGAACUACAUGUUUGGGGCCCAGCGCUUGGCCUCGACUCUAUCGACCCCGAAUGUCUAGCCGCCAUUACAUGUCUCCGUCAAUCCCUUCCCCGCCAACAUUGGACCCUGAUUGCUACCAAUGACGCAGCUAUCAGCCCAGAUUACCGCCUCCCGGCCUUGAGGCACGAAGGCACCUGGACUUCUGGUUAUCGGAGUAUCAUCUCGUAUCUAAGCCAACAGGGGCUCUUACAGAUUGAUGAUGACCUCACACCGUUGCAGAAGGCUGAUUCCCUAGCAUGUGUCUCGUUUCUAGAUACCCGCGGCUCGGGCCUCCUGGCAAUGUCGCUCUACGUCUCACCCAGAGCCUGGGCUGAUAUAACCAGGCCAGCCUACUCAUCCCUGCUUCCUUUCCCGCUCACGUGGACAGAACCCCCAGCCGUUCGCGCUACUGCCAUUGAGAAGGCUGAGCACCUUGGCAUUGGGUACCUUGCGGCUGAAGUAGAUGACGAAGAGUCUUCUGCCAAUGGAAGUGUUGAAACCCUCUCUACUGGGUUUCUCCGGAUCCGGGAUCGUUUGGGCCCUAGUAGGACCAUGCAGCCCGAACAUACAGCCGCAAUCCGCUUCCAGCAUUUCGCAGAGGAUUUUUACUCUGUCUUGAAUCAACUUAGAGGGGAGAAGGCGUUCUUCCUACGAGAAGAAAAAUUAUCAUCUCUUGAUUUCCUAGUCUACGGGUACUUGCAACUGAUGCGAGUGCAGACGCCGCACCCCAUACUAAAAACUGUGCUAGAGAAGUCGUUUACCAGGUUGCUGGAUUUCACGAACGAAGUAACUUCUCGGAGUCACGAGAAGGAUCUACCUUGGCUCGAGCCAUCACCACGAGGCGCCCUCGACCUGAUUGGUCGGUUUGCGGAAGGAUCUUUAGACGCUACCCCGGGCAUCGGGGAUGCCUGGUACAGGUGGCGCAAGGGCGGCGUUUUGGGUUAUGGGGAUGAUGACGUGAAGGAUUCGACUCAGCUGAUUCUCGCGGUCGGAGGGGCUGUCGCGAGCGUGACAGCCUUGGGCGCUGUGGCGUUAUUCCGAGCACUCUCGCCUUUCGGCACGAGCACGCAUCGGUUUGAGCCCGUCCAGGAGAAUCAGACCGGAUUACACCAGUUUGGAGAGAUAGGAUCGCUGCUAGAAGGGCUACCCGUCUGGGAGCAGCCUAACAACAGUUUUUUGCCUACUUAG